Molecule: messenger RNA, 2021 nt
Organism: Dermacentor silvarum
Lineage: Eukaryota; Metazoa; Arthropoda; Arachnida; Ixodida; Ixodidae
Exons: 5
Coding region: 121-1077 (318 amino acids)
Biological process (GO): epithelial cilium movement involved in determination of left/right asymmetry
Cellular component (GO): centrosome; ciliary basal body
Molecular function (GO): protein binding
Source: RefSeq, a predicted model, not a curated record
GUUCAUGAGAAAGCUCGCUUUUUAAACUUCUCAAUGCUUUCGUCUUUGUCGUGCUUCAUUGGAGUCUGCUCUGGUGAAGGCAGUACUUGUUUUAGUUCAUAGCUCGCUCGUCAGGACACUAUGGACGCGAAAGAAGAGCUAGAUGGGCUAACUUUCAAGGAGAUGAGGUUCAAGAUGUGCCGCUUCCUCGAAGAGCAAGGCGUCGUUAAUGACCUUCGCGCGCGACUGCGCUACAAAUUUGUGGAAGCGCUCAAGAUAACCACGCAAAGCGCCAAGUGUUCUUCGCAAACUCUUCUCCAUCAGGUGAUCCUGUGGCUGAUCCAGGAUUACCUGUCGAGCCAGGGCUACGAGUACGCGCUGUGCACGCUCGCCUGCGAGUCUGGCGUCGGCCGGGAGCCCUUCUCGGCACGCGACGUCGAGGAAUUGCUGCGCGUGCCCUCACUGCAGCAGCAGCGUGACGGGCCUUGCGUGCUGCAGCGCAUAGUGUCACGCAUGAUGAGCCGGCCGGAGACCACCUCGGCGCAGACGUCGGUGGCAGUGCCUGCGCAGGUGCCUGAAGCCAACCAGGUGCAGGCCGAGCUGGAGAAGCUGAAGUGCUCCGUGGCCGAAGCGGAGCAGAGGUUGCUUGCCCUCCAGCAGCAGCUGCAGAAUGCGCAGCCUCCGAGCGAGGAUGCUGUGCCACUACUGGGGCAACGAUGUCGUCCCACCUGCGUUGCUGGGGCAACGACCCACCUGCAGGCCGUGCGUCGCAUGUCUGUACUGACUGAGUUGAGCAGCAUGGGCAGCGACCCCAUCCCUGAAGGCAGCACACUGUCUACCUCAAGCAGUUCGAGGCAGGCGCAGAGCCGCAGAGCCAACAAAUCCAGCAGCGUGAGCAGCCUGUCCAGCCUACCCCUGGAUCGCGCAAGGCGUCGUCUGCAGCGACUGGCACGGCAGACGGACUACCUGGACGACAGACUCCGUGCUAUGGGCUCCAUUGGGGACAGUGUAUCUACGAUCUUGCUGAGCAUGUCCGGUGACGUCAGCGUGGCAUCAUGCGAGAAGAGCUCAGAGGCACAUUCUUUCGAUGCAGGCUGAGGAAUCCUUCUCGUGUAACGAGGGAACCCGAUACGAACUGGCAAUGCCUCGAGGUCCUCUAAGCGUGAGGUCUAUCGUACAGUUUCGUACACAACUCAGCCUCAACUUGAUGUUUUUGGAAGAAUGAACGCUCCUGUUAAUUUGAAUUUCAAGUGAGGUAUGUGCAUGAACGAUAAAGAUGUACUACAGAUGCACGACACUUAUCGAAAAUAAUUUGCAUUUAGAACAGUCAACCAAUUUUACAUUGAAGCCAGAUAGACAAGUUUCAUAAGGUUUUUGUGUGGCAGUGUCAACGUGCGAUGGUGCGGCCCGUAUCAAACAUCAGCCAGAGAAUACCCACCAGAGCCUGCGUCGCAGCAGCUGUUGUGUGAUCAGGGCAUUGGAAUGUGUAGCCAGAAGGCAGCAUUGGUAAAGCUGGCACAGUAUACAAGACCAUGCGUCAGACAGAGCAGAGGGUAUAAAAGAUAAUUGCUAAGCAGGUGAAGUAUUUCAAAAGACUAUGGCAGUAAUUGCAGUGGAUAUAUAGUGAAGCGUUUGCAACGUCUUCGGUAGAUCUUGGGCAGUGGCAAACCAGGCCCCCAGGACUUUCCAAAGGUGUUCGAAUCCUCUUACACAGCGUCGCUGUCUUUCAUGCAUGAGUUCCGCAGAUUUUCAUACAUCUGCCUUGUCUUUCUUUUUUGCCAUUUUUCUUGCCAUUUUUGUGAGUGACAAAACUGUUUAGCAGUGUCUCCAUGCUUGUGCAACUUGUAUAGUGUAUACUAGCUGAGCACCUAAAAUAGUUGAGUCUUUUGCAGCUAUUCUUUCUGUCAGGCUCAUUAGCAUGUUUCCCUCACAUGGUCCUUGGAUCAUCACUUACAUUCUGCUUGUCCGUCUCUUGUCACGAGGAUUCGUGAGUCCUUGUAAAGGAAAUUCUGCAGAAUCAUACCCUUAAGUAUUGCUGUGUG